Messenger RNA from Vicia villosa (hairy vetch), 3094 nucleotides. RefSeq lists its product as uncharacterized. The transcript has 7 exons. The coding region runs from base 526 to 1098 and encodes 190 amino acids. Gene Ontology annotation, cellular component: plant-type vacuole membrane; cytoplasm. Gene Ontology annotation, biological process: calcium ion transmembrane transport; intracellular calcium ion homeostasis; tRNA aminoacylation for protein translation. The record is from RefSeq and is a predicted model, not a curated record. Gene Ontology annotation, molecular function: ATP binding; calcium:proton antiporter activity; aminoacyl-tRNA ligase activity. NCBI's taxonomy places the organism in Eukaryota, Viridiplantae, Streptophyta, Magnoliopsida, Fabales, Fabaceae.
GACAAACAAUAACGCUGAGGGCUUUUUCCAAAAACUCCAGGGAGCCCUAAAAGCUAUUUUUUCUCUCAUCUUCCUCGCGUAACAACAACAAUACGCUCAAACAUUUCAUCUAUUUUUCAGAUAAAGAGUUUCACGGUUAUGUUUGGUGUUCGCAAAGGUUUUCUGUUCAGAAUCGAAUUGCUACUCAGUUUUGUUUUGGUUCUAGUUUAGAGGUUUCGACUCAGUGCAGAGUUUGGAUUCGAGCAGAGCUUUUUCACAGUACAGAUUUUGUAUUCAAGCCAAGUUUUUGGUACAGUUGUUGGUUUGAAUUAAAAUUAAAGUGAGUAUACAACAUAAUAAAGCUAAAUUGGAUGAGAGCUUACCGGUUGAAAUGAAGAAAAAUGCAGAAUUUGUCCACGCUCGCAAGGUGUUCGAUGAAAUGUCCCAACCGAAUUCCUUUUGUGGCGAAGUUAGCGGUGAGAGAGGAAUUUGAUUUAGUUGAUGUUAACGGCUCAACGAAAUCGAGGAAUGUUGAUUGUAUGAGUAAUGUGGAUGAUGAUAAAGGACUUGGUCCUACUGUUCCUUCUCAGAACGAAAGCGAAGGAAGAUAGCUCGGAGAAGGAGAAGUCUCUCGAUCUCUUUCUGAAGAUCGGCUUAGACGAACGCACAGCUCGAAACACCAUCGCCAACAACAAAGUCACUACCAAUCUCACUGCUGUUAUCCACGAGGCCGGUGUUACCGACGGAUGCAGCCGAUCAGUUGGGAACCUUAUUUAUACGGUGAGUUACAAUGAAUCAAAAGUGGUUGUGAUUGGAUUUUGGAGUGGAUUUGCUUGGUUGGCUGGAAUGACUGUGUUCAUUGCUAUAUUGUCUGAAUAUGUGGUGGAUACAAUUGAGGAUGCAUCAGAUUCAUGGGGUUUAUCUGUGAGCUUCCUCAGCAUAAUCUUGCUACCUAUAGUUGAUUUCAGUUCAUUUGAUGCAAUGGGAGUGUUUGAGAGCUUUACCCUUUCAUAUUGGUGUUAUAGUAAUCAACAUUGUUUGGAGUUAGCCAAAAAGCAUAUGAGCAAUAGAAGGGACUAUGUAACUGCAUCCGUCAAUGUACUUCGGUCUCAUCGGUGAUGGUCAACCUAUUGGAUGCUACGAAGACAUGUGAUUUUGGUUAGAUGCUUUUUCAUUUCAAUUUCUAUUUUCAAACUCUAUUAGUUUUGUGAGAUAAUUCAAUUGUUGAGGUUUUUACUGAUUUUGUUGUUGUUAAACUUGCAUUGAUAACCUCUUCCCGCUUUUCCACGACGGAGAAUCAACCUUUUUCUAAUCCACACUCUAUCCAUGACGCAAUACCCGUUUCCACCAUCGAAAACCCUAGCUUCUAUGAUUCCACUUCUUCAACAUCAUCAUCAUCAUCAUCAUCAUCAUCAUCAGAUGAAGAUUCACGGCGCGAGAGUUCGAAAUCGAGAGCCAAGUACGAGGACGAACAUGCUCGUUUGCUUCACGCCUCACUCACUCACUCACGUGAUGAAGCUGGGAUGGACAGAAGCUGCGUUAAUUGCUGGAGCGAAGGAUGUUGGUCUUUCUCCUUCUAUUGUUGGAUCUUUGUCAAGGAAGGAAGCUGCAUUGGUUGAGGUUCAUUUCCAUCUCUAUCUUAGUUUUUAGUAAUGGAAUUUAAUAGUAACUGGUAAAGGAAUUAUGAGAAAAAGAAAAGAUAGUUAAAGUUGAGAGAAAAGCAAUUAAAGGAAAAGUUAAUUACUGUAUUAAACAUCUUUUGAUUAAGUUUAGUUCAGAUUAUUUAAUUCAGUCAGUUAAAAUAAUUGCUGAUUAUCUGUUAGUAUGAUUUAAGUAGAGUAGUUGUUAAAGUAUAGAGAGAUUAGUUUUAGCUGUUACAUAAUUAAUUGCUGAUUACAUGUUGUAGUACUAAUUGGUGAUUACCUGUUGUAGUACUAAUUGCUGAUUACCUGUUAUAGUGAAGUUAGUUUUCUGCUUUUACAUUUUUCUGUUAGGAUUUUGUUAGAUAGUUAGAACUUGGUUAGUAGUUAAUUUUUCCUUCUCUACACUUAUGGUAUAAAAUGAUUAAGUUUGUUAGCAGUUAAUUACUAAACAAAUUCACUAUAAUCUAACUAUCUAACCAACUUAACCAUCGCCCAGGAUGAACAGUUCAAUCCUCGGUCAUAGUUAGAAGGACUAUAGUUAGUUUUGUGAGAUAAUUCAAUUGUUGAGGUUUUUACUGAUUUUGUUGUUAAACUUGUGGUGUUCAAUGGAAAGACCUUCAAUCAAGUUGAAAUUAAACCUGAAAUGAUUGGCCAUUAUCUAGCUGAAUUCUCAAUCUCAUACAAGUCUAUUAAGCCCAGUAAGCCCGGUAUUGGUGCUACUCACUCCUCCAAGUUUAUACCUCUCAAGUUUCUUCUUAUUUAUGCUAUCUCCACCCCCUUUGAAAACUUCAUUAACUAUUAUGAAAUUAGUAUCCAAAAUAGUAUAAUGAUUGAAGGGAUGUCAUUUAAACUGGACAAAAUUAAGUGGAAAUCUCACUGUAGGCAUUCAUUUCCAUGAUGAAAAGAUAAAAUAAUAUUAUUCUGACGUUGCUUCAGUUUUUGAUUCAGAUUAUUGUUUCGAUUUGGUUCAGAAUCGAACUGAAUUUUAGCUAUCAACUCUUUUUCGAUUCUGUUUCGAUAUUGUUUGCAUUCUGAAAUUUUCCCUAAAUUACAUGUUUUCAAAUUCAAUUUUCUGCAAUUAGUUAUGUGUGUAUGUGUGUGUGUGGUGUUUAUAGCAUUGAUCAUUGCAAAGGAUUUCAGCCAAGGAUUAGACAUGGGUUUUUCACACAUCUCAACUUUAUCAGGCAAUAAGUAUUGGUUAUACUCAUUAGUUGAAUAUGUUUUCAUUUUGUUAAAAAAGUUUUCAUAGCCAUUAUGUUUAUGUAUUAUGAGUAACAAAAUAUGUAAACGAUGGACUGAAUCAUAAAAUUAUUAAAGAAUUAAUUGUUGAUAAGAGCUUCACAGCUAUAUAACUUUGCAGUUCCUGAUAUUGGAUUGCUUAAAGAAGUUGAAAAUAAGGAGAAAACAGUUAAGGUUAGUAUUUCUAGCAAGUUGUAACCAUAUAGAUCUAUUAGAUGCUUGUAUACUGAUAG